Messenger RNA from Episyrphus balteatus (marmalade hoverfly), 775 nucleotides. RefSeq lists its product as uncharacterized. NCBI's taxonomy places the organism in Eukaryota, Metazoa, Arthropoda, Insecta, Diptera, Syrphidae. The coding region runs from base 103 to 735 and encodes 210 amino acids. The transcript has a single exon. The record is from RefSeq and is a predicted model, not a curated record.
GACUUCUGUGCUGUCUCGUAAAGCCCUUUUAAAAAUUAUUCACACUCUUCUUCUUCGAUGGUUCUCUGCCAUCAACUUGAUUCUUUGUUACCAUAGUCUUGCAUGCAUCUAAGAACAUAUUUCAGUCUGAAGUUGAUCUUCUUGCAGUUCGGUUCUUAUAAAGCCUCAACUUUUAUUCAAUUAAAAAUGAAGAAAUUCAUUUCUUUGACAUUGAUUUUAUGCUAUCUUAUGGUAGAAUUAUUGCCAUCAAUUCAAGCAGCAGCUGUCAUAUGCAGUGAAGCUUCCAAACAAGAAUCGAGUGAAGUUAACAAGUUCUUUUCAAAAGUUCAAUGUACUUUGGAAAAGGCCAAACCAUUAGUUGAAGAAAUUGAAAAAGAAGCAAAACAACUUGAAGAACGUGCUAAGAAGUUUGGUGAAAGUGUGAUAAAUAAAUUUACUCGUUUAAUGGAACGACUUUUAACAAUUGAUAAUUAUUCGAAAAAUAUUACAAUUCCAUCAAAAAUAUCAACAACAACAACAAUUUCAACAAUAAAUACAACAAAGGAUGGAAAACUAUCAGAAGUAUCAUCAACUUCUUCACCAACAACAACAAAUCCGAUAGAACAAGAAGUUAAAAAAGAUAUUGAGGACGACAUUUCAAUUGAAACAAAUGAAAUAGAUGAUGGAUCUGCAGAGAAAUGUGCAAACAAUGAAGUUCUUGAUAUUGAUAGAAAGUGCCAGCCAGUUAUUGUUUGAUUGGAUAUAAUUUUAGAAUAUAAAAAUUUUAACUCAAUUG